This is a messenger RNA of Artibeus jamaicensis (Jamaican fruit-eating bat), 5024 nucleotides long. It is a transcript of the gene FCHO2, whose product is annotated as FCH and mu domain containing endocytic adaptor 2. The record is from RefSeq and is a predicted model, not a curated record. The transcript is spliced from 27 exons. Bases 135 to 2657 code for a protein of 840 amino acids. Gene Ontology annotation, biological process: clathrin coat assembly; clathrin-dependent endocytosis; synaptic vesicle endocytosis. Lineage: Eukaryota; Metazoa; Chordata; Mammalia; Chiroptera; Phyllostomidae. Gene Ontology annotation, cellular component: clathrin-coated vesicle; plasma membrane; cytoplasm.
GGAGGGUACGGGCUGGACUCUGGGAAGAAGGCGGUGGCGGUGAAAGGCGGGGGCGCAGUGGGGGCCGGGCCGGUGUUUACACAGCGGCGGACGGACGCGGACGCAGAACCCGGCGCGGCGGCGGCGGCGGCACGAUGGUCAUGGCGCAUUUCGUCGAGAGUUUUUGGGGGGAAAAAAAUAGUGGCUUUGAUGUCCUUUACCAUAAUAUGAAACAUGGACAGAUAUCGACAAAAGAACUAGCAGAUUUUGUAAGAGAAAGAGCUACAAUAGAAGAGGCGUACUCCAGGUCAAUGACAAAACUAGCAAAAUCUGCAAGCAAUUAUUCACAACUUGGAACAUUUGCACCAGUGUGGGAUGUGUUCAAAACAUCUACAGAGAAAUUAGCUAAUUGUCACUUGGAUCUUGUUAGAAAAUUACAAGAAUUAAUAAAGGAAGUUCAGAAGUAUGGAGAAGAACAAGUAAAGUCUCAUAAAAAGACGAAAGAAGAAGUUGCAGGAACUCUGGAAGCUGUUCAAUCCAUUCAGAGCAUAACUCAGGCUCUCCAGAAAUCCAAGGAAAAUUACAAUGCCAAGUGUGUAGAACAAGAACGUUUGAAAAAGGAAGGAGCUACACAAAGAGAAAUAGAAAAGGCAGCUGUUAAAUCUAAGAAAGCUACAGAUACCUAUAAACUGUAUGUGGAAAAAUAUGCAUUAGCAAAAGCUGAUUUUGAACAGAAAAUGACAGAAACAGCUCAGAAAUUUCAAGACAUUGAAGAAACUCAUCUCAUUCACAUAAAGGAAAUUAUAGGAUCUUUGUCAAAUGCUAUAAAGGAAAUUCAUUUGCAAAUAGGCCAGGUCCACGAAGAAUUUAUAAAUAACAUGGCUAACACUACAGUUGAAAGCUUGAUACAAAAAUUUGCUGAGUCAAAAGGCACUGGAAAGGAAAGACCUGGCCUUAUUGAAUUUGAAGAAUGUGAUCCUGCUAGUGCAGUUGAAGGUGUAAAACCAAGAAAAAGAAAGACAUUUGGUUUGCCAGGAAUAAUUAAAAAGGAAAAGGAUGCAGAGUCUGUGGAAUGCCCUGAUGCAGAUUCACUUAACAUUCCUGAUGUAGAUGAAGAAGGCUAUAGUAUAAAACCAGAAGCAAAUCAGAAUGAUACCAAAGAGAACCAUUUCUACUCAUCUAGUGAUUCUGAUUCUGAAGAUGAAGAACCAAAGAAGUAUCGGAUAGAAAUCAAACCUAUGCAUCCAAAUAACUCACAUCAUACAAUGGCUUCCUUGGAUGAAUUAAAAGUGUCUAUAGGAAAUAUAACACUCUCUCCAGCAAUAUCUAGACACAGCCCAGUGCAGAUGAAUCAGAAUUCAUCUAGUGAAGAGUUAACAAAAUCGAAACCAUCUGCUGCAUCUAAUGAGAAAGGAACCAGUGAUUUACUUGCAUGGGACCCUCUGUUUGGACCAUCUCUUGAUUCAUCAUCUUCAGCUUCACUGGCUUCAUCAUCAUCAUCAGCACAGUCUCUUUAUUUUCAAGAAAGCAUUCUCUUUUCCUCUUGCUACCUGUCUAAAGAAUGUUUUACCCAUAUCACUUUCAAUUCAGCCAGGCCCACAACUCCUCUUUCUGUAGGCGCCAUUGUCCCACCUCCACGGCCUGCUUCCAGACCAAAGCUUACUUCAGGCAAGCUCAGUGGGAUUAAUGAAAUACCCAGGCCAUUCAGCCCACCUGUAAGUUCCAACACCAGCCCACCUCCUGCUGCUCCAUUAGCUCGGGCAGAAAGUUCUUCCUCUAUCUCAUCAUCUGCUUCAUUAAGUGCUGCCAAUACUCCAACAGUAGGUGUGUCACGAGGUCCCAGCCCUGUCAGCCUUGGAAAUCAGGACACCUUACCUGUGGCAGUCGCCCUUACAGAAUCUGUUAAUGCCUACUUUAAAGGAGCAGAUCCUACCAAGUGUAUCGUGAAGAUCACUGGUGACAUGACAAUAUCAUUUCCAAGCGGAAUUAUUAAAGUCUUCACUAGCAAUCCGUCUCCAGCUGUGCUGUGCUUCAGGGUGAAAAACAUCAGCAGACUAGAGCAAAUUCUUCCAAAUGCACAACUUGUGUUCAGUGACCCAUCACAGUGUGAUUCGAACACAAAGGAUUUCUGGAUGAACAUGCAGGCUGUUACUGUCUACCUCAAGAAACUGUCGGAGCAAAAUCCAGCUGCUUCUUAUUAUAACGUAGAUGUGCUAAAGUAUCAGGUAUCAUCAAAUGGUAUUCAGUCCACUCCUCUAAAUCUUGCAACAUAUUGGAAAUGUAGUGCUAGCACCACAGAUCUUAGAGUGGAUUAUAAGUACAACCCAGAAGCUAUGGUGGCACCGAGUGUGCUUUCUAACAUACAGGUGGUGGUACCAGUGGAUGGCGGCGUCACAAAUAUGCAGUCCCUUCCCCCUGCAAUAUGGAAUGCAGAACAGAUGAGGGCCUUUUGGAAACUAUCUGGUGUUUCAGAAAAAUCCGAAAAUGGAGGUUCUGGGUCUCUCCGAGCAAAAUUUGAUCUUUCAGAAGGACCCAGUAAACCCACAACACUUGCAGUGCAGUUUCUCAGUGAAGGAAGCACCCUCUCAGGAGUGGAUGUUGAACUUGUAGGCACUGGCUAUAGACUUUCCCUAGUGAAGAAGCGGUUUGCCACUGGCCGAUACCUGGCGGAUUGUUGAUGGACCGAGCAAAGUGGUUGGCUCGAGGGAGUAGUACACCUGCCAUUCUGCAUUAUCUGUUCUUUCCAAACACUAUUCUAACUUAUGUCUUUAAGACUUAGACAUAUUUGAAAGCUGACUGUAAAUGUUAAGUUGCACCUUCAAAGUGAGUCAUCAGAAGAAAUAGCACUGAAAUGGUUUUCAACGCUGUAAACGAUGAACUGCAAUAUUCAGGAAGCACAUUGAUUCAGAUUCUCAGUAAAAAGUUUUCAUAGGCUGAAAUUUUAAAUUAUCUUUAAUAUCUAUUCUGAAAAACGGGGUUAUAGUGUAAUAUCAAGCCUAAAUUUUCAGGAGAGCAAGCACAAAGUAAUUUAGCUUUCCAUAAGAUUUUAGAGGCAGAGAUAGCUUUGACAUUUUGUAAAUUUGAUAUUGAAUGGAUUCUAAGUUUUGGAUAAUGUUAAUUUAGAACACUCAAUCAAAUUGAGUUAUGUGCCAUAAAGUAAUCAGACCAGAGUCCAAGUUGUAUGCAGAAAAAUUUUAUCAUUUGAUUUUUAUAAACAUAUAACUGUAAAUGGUGUUUUAUAUGAUUUUUUAAUCCUCAAGUGCAAUGUGUUUUAAAAUAAGCUUGCAAAAGACAGAAAUUUACUUCUGCAGUUAACUUUAUAGAAGUUGUGAUUGUUUUGAUGAAUUAAUGCUGUAGAUUUAAUUUAUUUUUAUAUGGAUUGCAUAAUGUGUGCCUUUUAAAACAAUAACAAAAACCAGAAGUGUGCCUAUCCGGUUUGUGUUCAUAAAUGUGCCUCACUUUUUUCCUCACAGUCUGGAUCUUCUAGUCAUAAUCUUGUGGUGGUCAAGCAUAUUACAGGAUAAUUGCAGGUGUUGUAAAUAACUUCGGCUGGAAUUGGGAAGGGAAUUCGGAAUAACUAAAGGAUAAUUGAUACUUAAGAACCCUGGCUCACUUCUUCAGUGAAACACUGUAGCCACUAGAAAGAGAAAGAGCUACCUAAUGGCUUAAGUUUACAGGGGGAAAAAUUACCUUCAGCUUUUUGAUCUUAACUUUAUCAAAAGUGUGUAAAUCUUAAACUCUGAAAAACUAUAAUGGUAAAUUGGUAACUAGUAUUUUAACUCUCAAUUUAACAUUUUCCUCCACUCCAUUUAUCAUUGGAAAUUUAUUUCUUGAAUGUGUUGUGAGCAUGCAUUUUGUAGUAUUUUUGUGAGGAACAUAUAUUAUUAGAGAAGAUUAGUUCUGGCAUUAGAGAAGUCUGCCAUUUGUUUUAAUUUGAACAAUUGGAAAAAUUGCCAAUUUGUAUGUUUUCAAAGUGAUGGGUUGGUUAAACAUUUCUUAAACUAAUAAUUAAAUAGUAAAAAGCCUAACUUUAUAGCUAAUCUUAAUUAAUUGAAGGAAUUAAAUGUUUUGGACAAGGUUUCAUAGAAUCUACAAAUGGUAAUUUUAUUUAUGAGGAUAAAUACCAGUUGUCCUGCAUUUUGCAUAGAAGUGAUAAAUUGUAUUAUAUAUGAUAAUUUAUAUAAAACCACUAACUGUUCUGUUAAGCUUUAUGGAAAGUAAAACUCCUACUAGACAUUUAUGUAACAUGUUGCCAUACUAAAUACAGCAGAAAAUCUACUUGUUAGCAAUGUAUAUAACACAAUAUGUGCUUUUUUAAUAUAUUCAGUGUUAGCCCAAUUCUAAAAUUAGAUUUGACUAAAGUAAUACAGGAGACAAUUUGCUAAAAUGUCCAUCUUUACUAAAUAGUGAACAAAAUUAGAAAUUCCAACUCUUAUAUUGUGCUGAUUUAAAUGCCAAUUACAGUCCCUUACUGAAAACUUAACUGUAACUGCAUAGCAGUCAAAUUUUUAUUGAUCGGUUAAUAUUUUAUUAUGGGAAUUCAGACACCAUUAUACUUACAAUGUUUGUUUUUAAUCAAGUAUUACCUAAAAAUGUACAAAUUAGUGAAGUGGUUUAACUUCUGCACUUUCUUAAUCACCACAGUCUUCAUACCAGGUGUCAAUACAUAGAUUUAUAUUGGGUAAAGGUUACAAUUUUGAAGCCAUAUGUUUAUAUUGACAUGUUUUGUUUUGUUUUUUCAUUUAAAAACCCAUUAAUGUUGUAAAAAAAAAAGAGACCAGUAGAUUUUCAAAGGGAAAUGUGUUUAGCAAGCUGGUUCUUGCUUAUGUAUAGUGAUUAAAUGUUGUAGCUGUCUCUUUAACCAAGAAUUUGUAAACACAGAACUCUAACAAAUGUGAGUUUUUAAGAAUUAUUUACUACUUUGAGUUGUAAUUACAACAAUGCAAAUCUAUCUUACAAAAUUUUGUAAAUAUUUUUGAUUUUUUCAUAAAAUGUAAAUUUUACAUAAAAGUUGUACCAUUAAUAAACAUGUAAUAUAUAAUUUA